ACGCCCCGGACAUCAGGAAAUGGGACUGUUGACAUUCAGGGAUGUGGCCAUAGAAUUCUCUCCAGAGGAGUGGGAAUACCUGGACCCUGCUCAACAGAAUUUGUAUAGCGAUGUGAUGUUAGAGAACUACAGAAACCUGGUCUCUUUGGAACUUGCCAUCUCUAAGCUGGACCUGGUCACCUUUUUGAAACAAAUGGAAGAACCCUGGAAUGUGAAGAGAGCGGACACAGUAGCCAAACAUGCAGGUAGGUGGAAGUGA
This is a messenger RNA of Propithecus coquereli (Coquerel's sifaka), 259 nucleotides long. RefSeq names its product putative protein ZNF720. The record is from RefSeq and is a predicted model, not a curated record. Gene Ontology annotation, biological process: regulation of DNA-templated transcription. Lineage: Eukaryota; Metazoa; Chordata; Mammalia; Primates; Indriidae. The transcript is spliced from 3 exons. The coding region runs from base 20 to 259 and encodes 79 amino acids.